Oldenlandia corymbosa var. corymbosa is the source of this 2343-nucleotide messenger RNA. The record is from the annotation of a GenBank genome assembly. NCBI's taxonomy places the organism in Eukaryota, Viridiplantae, Streptophyta, Magnoliopsida, Gentianales, Rubiaceae.
AUGUCUGCUAAAAGGGUUUUGACUCUUGUUGAUGAGUUGGCCACUUCUUCUAGGCUAAGUGCGAAGGAAAAGGAAGCUAUUGUUGAUGUACAGGAUGAUUUCCUGAAAACUAACGCUGAUGAUGAUUUUCAACUGAUCGUAAAACAUCACCCGCCGCAGCAAAAUUCAUCACAACCUUCAAGUUCACCUCCCGCGGCCACUGUUAAUCAUUUUGCGUUGUUGGAAACUAUUCAAGAGGAAGAAAAUGAAACUCCAGACGCAGAUGACGAUGAUAAUGUUGAGGAAAUUUUAGCUGAAAAACCCGCACAAACCGAAAGUAAUACGUUGGAAGAGGAGCGCCAAGCCCUGUUACGACUUGGUGAUGAUGUUCCACUAAGACUUGGGAAAUUUUCUGAUGAUGCGGAAGUGGGAACAAAGUCUGGUAUCCUGGAUGAAAUCGAUGGUGGUCAUGGAUGUUGGUCUGAAAGUGAUGUUGGCUGCAUUCCGGAAGAAGAAACGGUGCAAGGGGAUGUUUCAGAAUCUCGAAAGCGACAUCUUAGGACCAAAGCUGAGAUGGCUGAGUUGGGAAAAGGGGUGAUCCUUCGGCGUCAAGCGUCUCAACGGCAUUUGAAGGUGUUGAUUAAAAUUAUUAAGGUUGAGCUUGUCUUUAUCAUGGAACCUAUGCUUUUGGAACAUCAGAUUAAGGUGAUUAAGAGAGAGUUAGGGUUUGAUCUUGCUUUCUCCUCGAUCACUAGUAAGAUUUGGGUUUUUUGCAAGGCUGGAUUCUCCCUAUGUUUGCUAGAAAAUACUGAGCAAUUUAUUCAUUUUGAGGAUACUCACAUCUCAGUUCCAACUAAGUUUUUGCUUUCAGCGGUGUAUGCAAAAUCAAAACAAAAGGGAAGGCAUGCUCUAUGGCAAAAUAUGGCUACUUUUAGCAAGGUCUAUCCAACUGAACCUUGGUUGAUUGGAGGGGACUUUAAUGUCAUUAGAACCUUGGAAGUGUUCUCAGGACAUUCUGUUCAAGAUCUCCAAGCGAUGGCUGAUUUUAAUGAAUGUAUCCAAGAAUAUGCGCCAUUGAAAAUUCGAGCAAUUGGUGAGGAAUUUACUUGGGGAGGAUCAUCAUUGGAAAAUUUGAGUAGAACCACCUCUGAUCAUUGUCCAAUGCUGUAUUUGUUUAAUUUUCCAAUUGCAACUAAACCGAGGGUUUUUCGUUUCCAGAAGAUGUGGUUGAGAAGGGCUUAUUUCAUGGCUUUGGUUCAAGAGGAUUGGAAAUCACCUAUGGAGCUUUCUGGAAUGCUUGGUUUCUCUUUAAAACUAAAACAUUUGAAGGCUAGAGUGUUGGCAAACCCGGCUGAGAUUGAACAAGAAGCUAUAAAUUUCUUUCAUGCUCUCCUAAAUGAAGAAGAUGUUGAUCCGUAUUGUGAGGAAAAACAAGUUGUUUUCCUUGAUUCGAAAAGGAAAACCUCUUGGAAUCGUGUCUCCAAGAUAGAGGCGCGAGGAGUGGUGCAUACCAAGGUGCUCAUUCGGCGAGGAAAUUCCUCUUUUUGGUUUGAUAGUUGGUCUUCUUUUGGAGCCCUUUGGGAUGUUGAAGGGUCGCAUCCCCCUUUUCCGAAUCUAGUAUGUUUGUUGUGUAAGAAUGGAGGUGAUGGCAUUGGUUAUUGCUUUUAUGGAUGUCAAUUCGCCAAGCAAAUAUGGAAUCAUUUUUCAGUUAUGCUUAAUAUUAACAUCAAUGGAGUCCUCUCAAUAGCUUCCAUAGUUGGCUGGUGGUGGAAUGGAGGAGAUUUCAAAACGGCUUUUGGGAUGCUGCGUAAGUUGCUGCCUUCCUUGAUUCUUUGGGAAAUUUGGAAGUGUCGAAACAAGGCAAUCUUUGAAGCAGUUCAUCCGAAUGUCACUAGGGUUAUCAAUGCUAUGAAGGACCAGGUGCGUUGUUUGAUGAUACUCCAUGAUCUGAAACUUAGGAGUGAAAGAGAGAAAAUGUUUUUCUCAAAUGAGUUUCAAGUGGAGUUCCGGAAAUACAUGUGGACUAGGGUUUUUCGGGUUGCUUGGAACCGUCCACCCGCUAAUUGCUUUGUUCUCAACUCGGAUGGUUCUUCAUGCUUGACUGGAGCUGGCUAUGGCUUUGUUAUUAGAGGGCAAGGGGGCUCUUUUUUAGUCGGUGAAUGUCGUUACUUAGGAAAGGGUGAUAGUUUUCUUGCUGAGAUUCUUGGUGUAUUGUUUGGAUUGCGAAAAUGUGAGCAGCUCCAUCUUCAAAAUGUUGAAGUCCAGACUGAUAAUAAGGUUUUAUCUGAGGCCUUUAUUGGAGGUGUGGGUUUUCCAUGGAAAUAUCUUUCGCACAUGCAGGAGAUGCAGUCAUUACUGCAAUGA